CAACGCACCCCACGCCAAACUCACACACAAAAGCUAGCUAGCCACAAUGGCCAAGCCUCGUGGUAAGCUUGCAGCAGUAGUGCACUUGCUGUUCUGCUGCAUUAUUGCCCUGGCAUUCGGCGUUCCCGCUACCGCCGCCGUGUCCCCUGCUCCUGGUCUGGCUCCGGCUCCGGCAAAGGUGAUCAACGCGACGUGGGACGUGGAGUAUAUCCUGUGGGCGCCUGACUGCCAGCAGCGCGUGAUGAUCGGGAUCAACGGCGAGUUCCCCGGGCCGACCAUCCGAGCCCGCGCCGGCGACAUCGUCAGCGUCACCGUCCGGAACAAGCUGCACACCGAGGGGCUCGUCAUCCACUGGCACGGAAUGAGACAGUUCGGUACACCGUGGGCGGACGGGACGGCGUCAAUAUCCCAGUGCGCCAUCACCGCCGGGGAGACCUUCACCUACGAGUUCGUCGCCGACAAGCCUGGGACGUACUUCUACCACGGGCACUUUGGGAUGCAGAGGGCGGCGGGGCUGUACGGGUCGCUGAUCGUGGACGCCACGGAGGAGCAAGGGGAGCCGUACCGGAAGGACUACGACGGCGAGCUCAACAUGCUCCUCAGCGACUGGUACCACGAGAACGUGUACGCGCAGUCCGCGGGACUUGACCUCAAGGACAAGCACUUCCAGUGGAUCGGCGAGCCUCAGACGAUCCUGAUCAACGGGAGGGGGCAGUACGAGUGCAUGCUGGGGUCCGUGAGCCGUUACCACGGGGCCAUACCCACAGGCCGGAAAGCCAAGACCUGCGACCGGCCGGGCUCCUUCUGGUUCUGGUGGAAUCAGCCGUGCCGCGACGUGGACAAGUGCGAGAGGCGAAGCGAGUGCGGGCCGCACUGCCCCCGGAGCCAGUGCGCCCCCGUCGUCUUCGCCGUGGAGCCAGGGAAGACCUACAGGCUCAGGAUCGCCAGCACCACCACGCUCUCCGCUCUCAACGUGCAGGUCCAAGGGCAUGAGCUGGUGGUGGUGGAGGCGGACGGCAACCACGUGGAGCCGUUCGCGGUGAAGGACCUCGACAUCUACUCCGGCGAGAGCUACUCCGUGCUCCUCAAGACGGACAAGAACCCAUCCUCCUACUGGAUCUCCGUGGGCGUCAGAGGACGGGAGCCCAAGACGCUCCCGGCCACGGCCUUGCUAAACUACACCAACAGCAGAUCCGAAUGGCCGACGGGCCGUUUCGCCUCGCCUCCGGAGACUCCCGCGUGGGACGACCUGAAGCGGAGCAAGGACUUCACCUACAAGAUCAAAGCCCGGAACGAGACCAACGAACCGCCGCCGCCGAAGGCUUACAGGACGAUCGUGAUGCUCAACACGCAGGCCCUGGUGGGCGGGCACGUGAAAUGGUCCGUCAACAACGUGUCCCUGGCGCUCCCCGCCACGCCGUACCUCGGGGCGUACUACUACGGGCUCCAGGGCAGCGCGUUCGACGCGUCGGAGCAGGCGCCGGAGGGGUUCCCGGAGGAGUACGACGUGGAGAAGCCGCCGGAGCAGAACGGGUACGAGACGAAGCUGAGCGACCGGGUGUACGAGGUGGCGCACGGGGCCGUGGUGGACGUGGUGCUGCAGAACGCGGACAUGAGGAGGGACAACGACAGCGAGACCCACCCGUGGCACCUCCACGGGCACGACUUCUGGGUGCUGGGCUACGGGGAAGGGCGGUACACCGGGAAGGAGGAGCAGCUCAACACGGCCGACCCGCCGCUACGGAACACGGUCGUGGUGUUCCCGCACGGGUGGACGGCGCUCAGGUUCGUGGCAAACAACACGGGGGCAUGGGCGUUCCACUGCCACAUCGAGCCGCACCUCCACAUGGGCAUGGGCGCCGUCUUCGUCGAGGGCGUCGAUCGGAUGCGUGACCUCAAAGUGCCCAGGGACGCCGUCAUGUGCGGCGUCGUCAGGACGGCGGCACAUCACCUGUCUCCAGCUAUGCCGACCUCACCGUCACCAGCGCCGGCACCGGGGCUGGCACCUUGACAUGGAAACGUUCCUCCAUCCUCGCAUGCCCGUUCCAGUAUAGUUUGUGGUAACUUGUGAUUGUCAAAUGCAGAACAAGGCCACCUGAGGAUAUGAUAAGUUGUUAACUGUUUAACAAUGUGCUUGUUAAAUAAAGAAGUAACAGGGUUGCUUUGUGAUGAUUUUAUGGCA
This is a messenger RNA of Brachypodium distachyon (stiff brome), 2182 nucleotides long. Its product is annotated as L-ascorbate oxidase. Gene Ontology annotation, molecular function: copper ion binding; oxidoreductase activity. The transcript has 5 exons. NCBI's taxonomy places the organism in Eukaryota, Viridiplantae, Streptophyta, Magnoliopsida, Poales, Poaceae. Gene Ontology annotation, cellular component: plasmodesma. The record is from RefSeq and is a predicted model, not a curated record. Bases 47 to 2011 code for a protein of 654 amino acids.